This is a messenger RNA of Prunus dulcis (almond), 2100 nucleotides long. Its product is annotated as CMP-sialic acid transporter 2-like. The coding region runs from base 392 to 1606 and encodes 404 amino acids. Gene Ontology annotation, biological process: pyrimidine nucleotide-sugar transmembrane transport. NCBI's taxonomy places the organism in Eukaryota, Viridiplantae, Streptophyta, Magnoliopsida, Rosales, Rosaceae. Gene Ontology annotation, molecular function: pyrimidine nucleotide-sugar transmembrane transporter activity. Gene Ontology annotation, cellular component: Golgi membrane. The record is from RefSeq and is a predicted model, not a curated record. The transcript is spliced from 16 exons.
UAUUUCCAGACGAGAGAGAGUUAAAGAAGCUCUUUCGUUAAACAUGCCCACAAAUUUUAUCUCUCUGCAUAUUCCUCGCAUCUUUGGGAACUCGAAUUCUCAUCAAAGUAGAAAAACGAGGAUUUAGAAUUCGAAUCCUCGCAUUCUCGGCUUCUUAAAUUCCCAAGUUUUCCUUCUCUGUUUCCGUGUUCGUGCUUCAAUCAAUCAGUUUUGGGGGGAGAGAGAGAGAGAGAGAGAGAGGUGGAAUUGAUUGAGCUCCGGUGAGUGUGGAUCUGGCAGGCGAAGCGAAUUGAAGCCUCAGAUCAAUGCUUUGUUCGGAGGCAAUUUAGGUCCCGUCGUAUCUAUAAUUCGAUUUUGAUUGUUCUGUCGAGUGUGACGGCGGGACAAAUUGAUGAAGAACGGGAUGAUAGAAUGCAGUGUAUGCCAUUCAAAGUUGGUUUCCCCGAACACUAAAGCUUUCUCGAGGGCAUAUGACCGCCACAAGAGCAGGUUAUCAUCCAAGCAACGUGUUCUCAAUGUCCUCUUGGUCGUUGGUGAUUGUAUGCUAGUCGGUUUACAGCCUAUUCUGGUUUAUAUGUCCAAGGUCGAUGGAAAAUUCGAAUUUAGCCCGAUUAGUGUAAACUUUUUGACAGAGGCUGCAAAGGUUCUAUUUGCGGUUGUCAUGCUGCUGUUGCAGGCUAGGAAUCAGAAAGUUGGGGAGAAGCCUCUUCUCUCAAUUUCAACAUUCGUGCAGGCGGCUAGGAACAAUGUGCUUCUUGCUGUUCCAGCAUUUCUUUAUGCUAUUAAUAACUAUUUAAAGUUCACCAUGCAGCUAUAUUUCAAUCCUGCAACUGUGAAGAUGCUCAGCAAUUUGAAGGUGUUGGUGAUUGCUGUUUUAUUAAAAAUGAUAAUGAAACGCCGAUUUUCAAUAAUUCAGUGGGAAGCCCUUGCUUUGUUGCUCAUCGGGAUUAGCGUAAAUCAGUUGCGAUCUUUACCGGAGGGUUCCACUGCUUUAGGUCUUCCAGUUUCGACAGGCGCAUAUGUAUACACUUUGAUCUUUGUAACAGUUCCAUCCUUGGCCUCUGUUUACAACGAGUAUGCUCUGAAGAGCCAAUAUGACACAAGUAUAUACCUCCAGAACUUAUUUUUAUAUGGAUAUGGUGCUAUAUUCAACUUUCUAGGAAUAUUGGUAAUGGCCAUUGUCAAAGGUCCAAGUAGCUUUGAUAUCCUUCAUGGUCAUUCAAGAGCUACAAUGUUUCUGAUAGCUAACAAUGCAGCACAAGGAAUUCUGUCCUCUUUUUUCUUCAAAUAUGCAGAUACGAUUCUAAAGAAGUACUCGUCCACAGUGGCCACUAUCUUCACAGGCAUAGCAUCUGCUUUGCUGUUUGGUCAUAAAUUGACGAUGAACUUUGUUUUAGGAAUUUCUAUUGUCUUCAUCUCGAUGCACCAGUUCUUUUCUCCCAUUUCGAAAGUCAAAGAAGAGGAACAAAAUGGGAAGCUAGAAAUGAUAGAUGUCGAUGAUAAACAGAGGUCAAAGGAUUCCUUUAUCAAUAUGGCAGCAGGGGCAAAUGAAGAGGCUAGUCACCGAGUGGGACCUGAUGAAAGACAGCCGCUUUUACCCACCUAAAGUUAAUUGGAGUUGGUUUAUUUUUUCUUUGAAGGAAUUCUUUUGGGAGGAAUUAAACAAUACAAGAGGAUAAGCAAGGUUCCUCAAACAUUCAAUAAAUUAAUCUGAGAAGAAUACUUUUCUACUGUUUUCGGGGAUCCCUUUCCCAUGUCACAGGGUUUCCCUAAGUUGUUGUGUAAAGCAGUUUAUAUAAACGAAUUCAGAGUAUACAUGCCUUUGAUCCUAGUUUUUUUGCUGCAGAAGAUUUGGAUAGAGAGAAUAGCAACAUGUCCACAGUGAUUUGGUUCCUUCCUACCUGCACUUUAUCUACCAAUGUGAUUUGUAUUAGCGUUCUUUUGUAUUCCUUACCGUGGACCACAUAGAUAUUUCACCCCAAAUCUCAAUUUUUGUAUUUUUAUUUUUUUUAUUUCAUACAGACUUAGAUUUUGUUUUGGUAUGGGACAGCAUUCAGAAAAAUAAAGAGAAUGUCUACGAAAUCUUGUUUGUGUACUUAA